AAAAAAAAAAAAUCUCUCGUGUGGCGCCUCUUCCCUUUUCUAGCCUUCUCAAUCUUCAACCUGCAAUUUUUUUCCCGGAAAUUUUUUUCCGGUUUUUGACUGAAACCCUAACCCGUUUUCUCUGGCGCUGCGUUCGAGGGGAGGUAGUGUAAGUAAUUUCGAUGGAGUCGAUACAUAGCCGAGUGGAGGCGUGGAUCAGGGACCAGAGGGCGAGGUUCCUGCGCGUUUCGUGGGGCCCGCUUCAGUGGAGGUUCCGCUGGCCGCCUUGGAACGGAAGCGAUGCGGAUCAGAGGAACAUGAUCCGGCGAGAGUACGAGAAGCGGAAGAAGCAGCUUCAGGAGCUUUGCCGCGCCGUCAAGGCCGAGUCCGUGGCGGAUUUGCAGGACAUCCUCUGCUGCAUGGUCCUUUCGGAAUGCGUUUAUAAGAGGCCUGCCAGUGAGAUGGUUCGGGCUGUGAACAAAUUCAAAGCCGACUUUGGAGGACAAAUUAUUUCGCUGGAGAGAGUGCAACCUUCAUCAGACCAUGUUCCUCACAGGUAUCUACUGGCAGAAGCAGGUGAUACGUUAUUUGCAUCCUUUGUUGGGACUAAGCAAUAUAAGGACAUCAUGGCUGACGCAAACAUACUACAAGGUCAUAUAUUUCAUGACGAUGUCGGAGAGGAUGAACACAUUGCAGCACCUGAGCCUAUUCAAGGUGAAAAUCAAAAGAAUAAUGGAGAGAGUCAGCGGAAACCUCUCGAAUCAAAGCCUAAGCAACUAAAACAAAAACCUAAGCCUGCUGCUCAUCGGGGGUUCUUAGCUCGUGCUAAAGGGAUACCUGCUCUGGAGUUAUACAGACUUGCUCAGAAGAAGAAGCGGAAACUUGUGUUGUGUGGACACUCACUUGGUGGAGCUGUAGCUGCAUUAGCUACACUUGCCAUAUUAAGAGUUGUUGCUGCAUCUACGAAGAAAGAAAGUGAAAAUAUUCAUGUCAAAUGUAUAACAUUUUCCCAGCCCCCUGUUGGAAAUGCUGCUCUGAGAGAUUAUGUUCAUGAAAAAGGGUGGCAACAUUACUUCAAGAGCUACUGUAUACCUGAAGAUUUGGUACCCCGAAUAUUAUCACCUGCAUAUUUUCAUCAUUAUAAUGAGCAAAGACUGUCAAUGGCUGGAGCCACUGAGUUACCAAUGUCAAACGAGAAAGAUCAAGUAGUAAAGUCAGAUGCAGAAAAGACAAACGAGAAAGAACAGGAACAUUUGGUUAUGGGUGUUGGCCCUAUUCAGAGGUCUUCCUGGAGACUUUCAAGGCUUGUUCCUCUUGACGCUGUCAGAAAACAGCUUGAUAGGUAUAGGGGAAAGAAAGUUGAUCCUGCAGAGACUUCCACUAUGAAUGAAUCAGCGGUGCCAGUUCCAAUGGAUGAUGCAGUUGCUGAACCUCAAUCUCUUGAAAUAGAGGAGGGCAGCGAUGGUAUAUCUCUCAAACCAUUGCCAGAUACUGGUAGUGGACAAACAGUUAAUGGAAGCUCUGAGGGAAAAAACAAUGCUUCCAUUGGGGAUGGGAAAAGAUGGCGAAGGGUUCCUUAUUUGCCGUCGUACGUUCCUUUUGGACAGCUGUAUCUCUUGGGAACUGCAUCUGUGGAAUCACUUUCAGAAGCCGAAUACUCAAAGUUGACAUCGGUCAGAUCUGUGAUUGCCGAACUGAGGGAACGCCUUCAGUCACAUUCUAUGAUGUCUUAUAGGUCUCGCUUUCAGAGAAUAUAUGACCUCUGCAUGGAUAACAAUGCUUUCUUUGGGGUGGAUCAGCAACAGCAAUUUCCGCAUCUACAACAGUGGCUUGGACUUGCUGUUGGCUGUAGCGUAGAACUUGGGCAUAUUGUGGAGUCCCCGGUAAUCAGGACAGCAACUUCCAUCGCCCCUCUUGGCUGGACAGGUGUUCCGGGUGAUAAGAACUCAGAACCUCUAAAGGUUGAUAUAACUGGAUUUGGGUUGCAUUUGUGUACUUUCGUUCAUGCCCAAGUGAACGGCAACUGGUGCUCAACUACGGUGGAAUCCUUCCCUUCAGCACCGACAUAUUCUACUGAUAACGUGGAACAGACUGAACUACAGAAGAUAAGGGUGACGAUUGGUACUCCUUUGAAGCGACCUCCAAGCCAUCAGAUGGUUGAAGACUCUUUGGUAGAUAUGUUCUCUUCGGUCGAUUCAAGUGCCAGUUCUCCCAUGAAAGAAAUCGGGUUAGGAUUUUUCAAAGAGGAUAAGUUUAUUUGUCCUGAAGGCUUGGAGGACUUUUACAUAUUCUGUACCAGCGAUUUCGCGACCGUAUCCAAGGAGGUUCAGGUCAGAGCACGUAGGGUACGAUUACUCGGGCUUGAGGGUGCUGGUAAAACAUCUCUUUUCCGGGCAAUGCUAGGUCAAAGCAUGUUGAACUCGAUGACCCAUGUGGAGAAUCUACAGGUACAGUCAGAUAUUCAAGAAGGCAUUGUAGGCGGUGUUUGCUACAUUGACACUCUGGGAGUGAAUCUGCAGGAACUGCACUUAGAGUCUUCACGUUUUAGAGAAGAACUAUGGAAGGGAGUUCGUAAUCUAAGUAAGAAGAUAGAUUUAGUCAUUCUUGUGCACAACUUGUCCCAUAGAAUACCCCGUUACCUCAACACAACACAACAACAACCGGCACUUGAGCUUCUAUUAAACGAAGCUAAAUCACUCGGCAUCCCUUGGGUUCUUGCUAUAACGAACAAGUUCUCUGUCAGUGCACAUCAGCAAAAGGAUGCUAUCAAUGCUGUUCUUCAGGCAUACCAAGCAUCCCCGAGCAUGACCGGAGUUGUGAAUUCUAUUCCGUACAUUAUUUGUAGUUCGGGAAACUCUUCUUUGCCGUGGGCAGCCGUUAAUGUAGACAACAAUGGAGGAGUAGGAAGCCAGAAACUGAUAUUCGCUCCGCUUAAUCUUGUCAGAAAGCCUUUCCAGAGAAAGGAUACUGUUUUCCCUGUGGAUGGUGUGAACUCGCUUUGCCAGCUUGUUCACCACAUGCUUCGGACCCAAGAAGAGGCCUGCUUUCAGGAACUUGCCACAGACAGAUUGUCAGUGGAACUUGCGAGGGACCGUGCAAUGGCGCUGGACAAGAAGAAAGAUCCACGGGCGAAGUCAGCCAUGUCAGCUGCGGCAGUUGGUGCUUCACUCGGUGCGGGUCUCGGAUUUGUCUUGGCCGUGGUAAUGGGCGCGGGCUCUGCUUUAAGGAAGCCUUGAUAUAAAUAUUACCCAAUUCUCCAUUCUGUUAUACGUACAUGAUUUACAUGGAAAACAAAACAUGAUGGCAAUUAGAGCUAUAGAUUUUUUUAAGUCAUUUGGCUUAGGAUUGUGUAGUAUUCACACGAAACAAGGUGAGAGAUUGAAAUUCUUGAGCUUUUUUCAGAGAUAUAUUGCCAUAAAUCUCUCUGGAGAUUCAUUGUCACACA
Tarenaya hassleriana is the source of this 3424-nucleotide messenger RNA. RefSeq lists its product as uncharacterized. Bases 162 to 3215 code for a protein of 1017 amino acids. The transcript has 14 exons. Lineage: Eukaryota; Viridiplantae; Streptophyta; Magnoliopsida; Brassicales; Cleomaceae. The record is from RefSeq and is a predicted model, not a curated record. Gene Ontology annotation, biological process: lipid metabolic process.